UGUACAUAUAUAUGUCACCGCACUUCCUCAAUUUUUCUUCACUGUGAUACCAAAUUAAUUGAUUGUGUUUCCAAAAUGGCACUCUCUUCUCACCCCUUAUUCGCUUCCUUCAGUCCCCCAGUUGCUUCCAAUAAAACUUCAAUUACUGGAGAUUCUAACCAUAUCAAUUUUACGCCUAGUGCACAGAGAUGGAGCGUUGGCAAACGCAACCGGUUCCUUUCUAGUACUUCCCUAGAAACUUUUCAUGACCAUCAAACUAAAUCCUCAAGCAUAUAUGACACCAGUUCGAGACAUGGAAAAAAGUUAGAGGUAUUUAGGCACGUACUCAGCAAAGUUGGAGAAGACCCACUUGAAGGUUUGAAAAUGAUCGAUGCUGUUCAACGAUUGGGCAUCGAUUACUAUUUUCAGGAAGAGAUUGGAGCAAUCCUACAAAAGCAGUUUAUGAUGUUUAAUCAUAAUAGAGAUUGUAAUUAUUGUCUUCAUGAGGUCGUGCUUCGCUUUCGAUUGUUGAGACAGGAAGGAUACUUUGCCUCUGCUGAUAUAUUUGAUUACCUUAAAGACGACGAAGGAAUAUUCCAGAAGAAACUAAUUAGUCAAGAUAUCAACGGAUUGAUGGGUUUGUAUGAAGCUUCACAACUAAGCAUAGAAGGAGAAGAUCUACUAGAUGAGGCUGGAAAUUUUAGUGGUCAGCUUCUAGCUGCAUCCAUUGCACGUCUCGAUCAUCAUCAAGCGAAAAUUGUCGAAAAUACAUUGCGGAAUCCCCACCAUAAAAGCUUGGCUAAGUUCAUGGCCAAGAACUACUUUGUUGGUAAUAACUCUCAAGGUUCAAUUAAAUGGAUGAAUGUUUUGCAAGAACUGGCCAAAACCGAAUUCAACAUGGUCCAAUCACUACACCAGAAGGAAAUUUUUCAAAUUUCAAAAUGGUGGAGAGAUGUAGGGUUGUCCAAGGAGAUGAAGUUUGCAAGAGAUCAACCCCUUAAGUGGUAUAUUUGGUCCAUGGCUUGUCUCACAGAUCCAAGCCUUUCACAGGAGAGGGUUGAGCUUACAAAACCCAUUUCAUUUAUUUAUAUAAUAGAUGACAUUUUCGAUGUCUACGGGACGCUUGAAGAACUCACUCUUUUCACUCAAGCUAUCAAUAAAUGGGACAUUGAUGCUACAGAGCAAUUACCAGACUCCAUGAAGAUAUGUUUCAAGACCUUAAAUGAUAUGACUAAUGAAAUUAGCCAAAAAAUCCAUCAAAAGCAUGGAUGGAACCCUUUACAUUCUCUUCGAAAGACGUGGUCCAGUCUUUGUACGGCAUUUCUGGAAGAAGCAAAAUGGUUUGCAAAUGGGAAGCUUCCAAAAACAGAAGAAUAUUUGAGAAAUGGAAUAGUAAGCUCAGGAGUGCAUGUUGUGCUGGUCCAUGCUUUCUUUCUGUUGGGUGAAGGUCUAUGCAAUCAAACCGUGGAACUUGUGGACGACAUGCCACGGAUUAUAUCCUCUACAGCAUCAAUUCUAAGGCUUUGGGAUGACUUGGGAAGUGCCAAGGAUGAGAAUCAAGAGGGGCAUGAUGGUUCAUAUAUAGAGUGCUACAUGAAGGAACACCAUGGGUGUCCAAAGGAAGAAGCAAGACAGCAAACUAUGAAUAUGAUUUCAGAAGCAUGGAAGUGCCUAAACAAAGAAUGCCUCUCUCCAAUGCCAUUUCCUCUAAGAUUUGCAAAGGCUUCUCUUAAUCUUGCAAGAUUGGUUCCCUUGAUGUAUAGCUAUGAUGACAACCAAUGCCUUCCUACUCUCGAGGAGCAUAUGAAAUCCAUGUUCUAUGAAUCCGUGGCUAUCUAAAUUUUCUGGCUAUUUCAAAGUGUUAGGUAUAAUCAAUAACUAUCUACAUACUUUGUCUCUUCGAUGUAUAUGUUUCUCUUAAUUUAAAAGAGAAUUAAUAAAAUAGAUAAUGCAGGGUGCUCAACAUGAUCA
Ziziphus jujuba (common jujube) is the source of this 1950-nucleotide messenger RNA. RefSeq names its product (3S,6E)-nerolidol synthase 1. Lineage: Eukaryota; Viridiplantae; Streptophyta; Magnoliopsida; Rosales; Rhamnaceae. The record is from RefSeq and is a predicted model, not a curated record. Gene Ontology annotation, biological process: diterpenoid biosynthetic process. The transcript has 7 exons. Bases 76 to 1818 code for a protein of 580 amino acids. Gene Ontology annotation, molecular function: magnesium ion binding; terpene synthase activity.